UUCCAAAAAAUAAUAAUAAUAAUGCAAAUAUUCAAAUAUUAUAUGUUCAUUUUAUACAAGUUAGUUCCAGUCCACUAAUUUGUUUGGUCGAGUGGCAUUCUAAGAGUGCGUAUAUUUCCUAUAACCGCACUGGGACGUUUCACUCUGUGUGUGACUCUGUUCAUCUGUGUUUGCAAUGUAUAUUUCCACUUAAUAGUUUGAAACGGUUGCUAUAGUUGUGUUCCUGACAUCAUCAGCAGACAUGGCAAACAAUCAUUUUAAGGAAUAUAGCUUUUGACUUUAAAUAUGAAAACUUGUCAGAUGAAGAUAAAAAGGAAGAAGGGAAACUAAUUGUACAGGCAGAACCUUUAACAGAAAUAUACAGGUCAUUGUGUGCUAGCUAGCCAGCUUUCUAACGUUCUAUAAAGUGAGUGCAACUUCUUCAGGAUCAAUUUCCGUUAGCGGAGCAAAAAUAAACAGAACAUUUGGCCACAUUGUGUCCGAAAUGGCUCUGCUUCAUGGACCCCUUGGGACCCCCGGACUGGACAUUCACUCUUAAAAAUAAAGGUUCCAAUUAGAACCUGUCGUGGAAAUUAGACAACACUUCCAGACUCGUCCUCUGAAGUUUUGAAGCUGUGAUCUAAGAAACACCAAUAUCUCUGCCAUCGCAGAGGCGAAGUUCCUCGACCUUCUUAUAAAAAAAUCACUCCAUGUAAUACUUCUCUCAAGGACAAACCGCCUUCGCGUCAACACAGACUUCAGGGUGAAACUUUUCUUCGAGCGUCCUCCAGUUUGCUUGUUGUCCAGAAAAACUGAAAAGACUCGCGCAGCCCAGCCAGGGAUGCCAAAUUGUCGUGGAAAUUAGACAACACUCGCAGACUCGUCCUCUGAAGUGCCGAUGUUCAGGGAUCAGCAUCUGAUUUGUCACUGGCGUCAGGUUGGCUAGUGUGACAGUAGGUGAUCAUCAGAGCAGAGAUUAGCGUACCACCUUCCUGAGAGCUCAGGCUUUGGAGAACCUAAACGCAGGCACUUUGCAGCACAGUCCUCUCCUCUCCAUCAAGCAUGGAGCAGGGAGAGAGCUCCCAACGCCAGGGUGAUGGAAACCCCAAGGAAAGCAGUCCCUUCAUCAACUCAGACACUGACAGGGGCAGCCUCUAUGAUGGCAAAAACAUGGCACUGUUCGAGGAAGAGAUGGACAGCAACCCAAUGGUGUCAUCGCUUCUCAGCAAACUGGCCAAUUACACCAACCUUACACAGGGGGUUCGGGAGCAUGAGGAGGCAGAUGAGGAGGAGGGAGCAAAGAAGAAAACUGUCAAAACGAGUCCACAGAUGGGGACAUUCAUGGGCGUCUACCUGCCCUGCCUUCAGAAUAUCCUGGGGGUCAUCCUGUUUCUGCGAAUGACCUGGAUUGUGGGAACUGCAGGCAUUCUGGAGGCCUUUAUCAUCGUAUUCAUGUGCUGCUGUUGUACAAUGCUCACAGCCAUAUCUAUGAGUGCCAUUGCUACAAAUGGAGUAGUUCCAGCUGGCGGAUCCUAUUACAUGAUCUCUAGGUCUCUGGGCCCAGAGUUCGGAGGAGCUGUAGGACUGUGUUUCUAUUUGGGUACCACUUUUGCUGGAGCCAUGUACAUCCUUGGUACUAUUGAGAUUCUUCUGGCCUACAUAGUGCCCAGUGCUGCCAUCUUUAAGGCAGAAGAGAAAGAGUUUGAAGCAGAGGCCAUGCUGAACAACAUGAGAGUGUACGGCACCUGCUGCCUAGCCCUGAUGGCAAUAGUGGUGUUUGUGGGAGUGAAGUAUGUCAAUAAGCUAGCACUGGUCUUCCUGGCCUGCGUCGUCCUCUCUAUUCUGGCCAUCUAUGCUGGAGUCAUCAAGACCAUCUUCGAGCCACCGGUCUUUCCGGUCUGCUUGCUGGGAAACCGCACACUCCAAAACCAAGACUUUGACAAGUGCUUAAAAACUGAGAUCAUCGACAACGUCACCGUGACCACAAAGCUGUGGUCUCUGUUCUGUGACUCCUCUAAUUUCAAUGCCACCUGCGACGAGUAUUUCAGUAAAAAUAACGUCACAGAAGUGCAGGGCAUUCCUGGCCUCACCAGCGGUGUCAUCUCAGAGAACAUGUGGUCGAGCUACGGCCCUGCUGGAAUGCUGGUGGAGAAAAAGUUUGAGUCAGUGGCAGUGUCUGAAUCCACUCAGAGCACCUCCUUUCCCUAUGUACUCAACGACAUAGCCACCUACUUCACUCUGCUAGUGGGCAUCUAUUUUCCUUCAGUCACUGGUAUCAUGGCUGGAUCCAACCGCUCUGGAGAUCUGCGGGAUGCACAGCGGUCCAUUCCCAUAGGAACCAUUCUCGCCAUAGCAACUACCACCUUCAUCUACCUCUCUUGUGUGGUGCUCUUUGGUGCCUGCAUUGAAGGAGUGGUCCUCCGAGACAAGUUCGGAGACUCCGUGAAGAAGAACUUAGUGAUUGGUACUUUAUCAUGGCCCUCUCCAUGGGUGAUUGUGAUUGGCUCGUUCUUCUCCUGCUGCGGGGCCGGUCUGCAGAGCCUCACCGGCGCCCCUCGGCUGCUGCAGGCCAUCGCCCGAGAUGGCAUUGUGCCUUUCUUGGAGGUGUUUGGGCAUGGAAAAGCGAAUGGAGAACCUACAUGGGCCCUGCUGCUUACUGCUGGUAUCUGUGAAAUCGGCAUUCUCAUCGCCUCACUGGAUGCUGUGGCUCCCAUCCUGUCCAUGUUCUUCUUGAUGUGUUAUCUGUUUGUGAACCUGGCCUGUGCUCUACAGACCCUCCUGCGCACCCCUAACUGGCGACCUCGCUUUAAGUACUAUCACUGGACACUGUCGUUCCUAGGAAUGAGCCUGUGUCUUGCCCUGAUGUUUAUUUCCUCUUGGUACUAUGCCCUGGUGGCCAUGGUCAUCGCUGGCUGUAUCUACAAAUACAUCGAAUACAGAGGAGCUGAGAAAGAGUGGGGCGAUGGCAUCCGUGGACUGUCGCUCAACGCGGCUCGUUAUGCUCUCAUUCGUCUGGAGGAAGCACCACCACACACUAAAAACUGGAGACCUCAGCUGUUGGUGCUGCUGAAACUAGACUCGGAGUUUAAAGUGAAGCACCCUCGUCUCCUGUCCCUCACCACACAGCUGAAGGCAGGUAAAGGGCUCACCAUUGUGGGUUCUGUGCUGGAAGGUACAUACCUCACCAAGGAUACCGAAGCCAAGAAUGCUGAACAAAACAUCAAACUAGCCAUGGGUGCAGAAAAGACCAAGGGCUUCUGUCAUGUGGUGGUGACGUCCAACCUGCGUGAUGGCAUUUCGCACCUUGUCCAGUCAGCUGGACUCGGGGGCAUGAAACACAACACAGUGCUGAUGGCAUGGCCAAACUCCUGGAAACAGUCCAACGACCCUCUCUCAUGGAAGAACUUUAUCGAGACUGUGCGAGAGACCACAGCGGCUCAUCAGGCUUUGUUGGUAGCUAAGAAUGUGGACAACUUCCCUCAGCAGGAGCGGCUACGAGAAGGCACCAUAGAUGUUUGGUGGGUGGUUCACGAUGGUGGAAUGCUUAUGCUGCUGCCUUUCCUGCUCCGCCAGCACAAGGUGUGGAGGAAGUGCAAGAUGCGUAUCUUCACCGUAGCUCAGAUGGAUGAUAACAGUAUCCAGAUGAAGAAAGACCUUCAGAUGUUCUUGUAUCACCUUCGGCUGGAUGCUGAGGUUGAGGUUGUUGAAAUGCACGAUAGUGAUAUCUCGGCUUUCACCUAUGAGAAGACCCUUGUUAUGGAGCAGCGCUCCCAGAUGCUGAAGCAGAUGCAUCUCUCCCGGACUGAGAGGGAGAGAGAGAUUCAGAGCAUCACUGACGAAUCUCGUAGCUCCAUUCGGAGGAAGAACCGCACUCGGGCUCAGAGCUCGGGCUCAAGUAACCAAGGUGCUGCCCUGGAGGACGAAAUGGAGAACGAGGCACAGCUAAUUCAUGAUAAGAACACGGCGUCCCAUGCUGCUAUCAAUGACAAAGCUGAGGCCACUCCGGACCGGGUUCACAUGACCUGGACCAAAGAGAAGUUCUCCACUGAACGCACUCGUAACCGGGAGCAAAACGCCAGCAUGUGUGUACGGGAUAUUUUCAACAUGAAACCAGAAUGGGAGAGUCUCAACCAGUCGAAUGUGAGGCGCAUGCACACAGCCGUGAAGCUGAAUGAAGUGGUGUUGAAUAAGUCGCAGGACGCUCAGCUGGUCCUCCUCAAUAUGCCUGGGCCACCCAAGAACCGUGGAGGAGAUGAAAACUACAUGGAGUUCCUUGAGGUUUUGUUAGAAGGUCUUAACCGGGUCCUGUUGGUUCGUGGUGGUGGGCGAGAGGUUAUCACCAUCUACUCAUAACUCCCUUGCUGUCCCAGCUGCAUUUGAAUAGCACUGAUGAUGAAGCUGGGAUUUGGAUCGUGGCAUUAUCGAGGACUGGUGUUUCUGAAGAGACUGUGCAAUUUUGGCCUUGGUUGAAAAAGAAGGCAGAGGAUCCCCUUUGGCAGGAAAACAUGUAACCAGGCAAGACAUAUAACCACGAAAGGCCAAACAAGGACAGACAAACACACCAAAACUAAUGGCACUCGUUGACUUUCUAUGUUCGUUUCAUUUUGUGAUUUGUCCCUUGCCCUCUACCAUCCAUGUCUGUUCGUGUUCAGUGAAGGAAAUGAAAUGAAAAGAAAUGUAAUAUCAGUAAAUGCUGUAUGUGCUGAUUGUUAGCGUUUUCUGAAGAAAUCAAUUCCUCUAUCCAAGGUUCACUUGAGUUUGUUAAAACAGUCAUAAGCAUAAUCAAAUUGCUAUGCAGUUUUCUGUAGGUAUUACAGAGUUUUCAGUGGGACAGGUAGGAUUAGAUUUACUGUUACUCUCAAUGUGCUGUUUGUGACGAGGGCCGUGAUAAAACACUUCAGCGUGGUGACACUGCUCACCACAGCAGCACUACAUGUAGUACUGAGAAGGCCAGGCUAGCUGUUCCACUACAGUUUUUUUUUUUUUUGUGUUUUUAGCGUCAGUGUACACUCUUAAAAACAAAAGAAGAGGCUCUUUAGAGCAAUGCCAUUGAAGGAUUACUACAUUUCAGCCUAUUCUUUAACCAUUUUUUUGUUGCUGUUGACACUGAAUAAUAAUAAUAAUAAUAAUAAUAAUGAUAAUAAUAAUAAUAAUAAUAAUAAUAAUAAUUUUCAACUAUGAAGAUGCUUUAAUAUUAUUUAUGGUGGUAUUUUUUCUCUCGGUCAACAAAAAUGGUUAAAAAUCCAUCCAUUUUCUUCCUAUGGCAUCAUUCUUAUUAGCCUUUUGUCACUUUUAAGUUUCUUAGUGUAUAUAGUCAAAUCGUCAUAGUUCAGUAUAUAUAUUGUAGUUUUAUAUUGCUUUUUUUUUUUUUUAAAUAUUGUUUGAUUUUCUUCACCAGGAAAAUCUUCAUGAUCUGUAUCAAAAGUUGUGAUCUACACCAAGUUUAGAAAUGUUAUGUUCAUUUUUAUCUAGCGAGUAUUUAUUUGUGUUUUAAAUGUGUAUAAUGUUUGACCAAAUGUGUACAUGUUAUUUUAGCAAACAUUAUUUACGUGGAUACUAGGGAUGUCACAAUACCAAAAAUCUAGUAGUCGGUACUGAUACCACCAAAAGUACACGAUACUCGAUACCAAAGUUGAUACCAAAGUCGAUACCACGUGUGGUAUAAAAAUAAAAUUUUAAAAAAUAAAAUAAAAAACUCUCCUUGAGGACAUCCUCCUCUGGCUGAUACUGGCAGAGAGAGUGAGAGGGGGAGAGAGGGGGGAGGGUAUUUUAGUUAUCAAACACUGUCUGACAAUGAGUCUCCGGAGGUGCACUCCUAAACACACACCUUAUACUAGGAAUGCAAGCGUUAGUUUAAAUUCACUCAUCUGGUGGCAGGCCAAAACGAUUUAUUAAAAGCAUGAACAUUUGAAUAAUUAUUAGUGACAGUAGCUACAUUUAGCUGACAGGACACGGGCUGAAUGGCGAUGCAUGGUGGCCCAUUCGGAGGUAGUUUAUAACAUUGCAAUGUGUUAGCGUCGUUAACAAAUAACUGGCUAUCGGAAACGUUACAUGGAGCAUAACGUUAGCUGGUUUCACGGCUACAAUGCAGCUGCCUCAAACAAACAUAAUACAGGGACCGUCUUUCAGGUGCUUCGGCAAAUUCCAGGUGUGUCCUCACUUUGUUUGAAAUGAACGAUAGCAUCGGUUGCACACCAGAAACCGAUACUAGCUUUCCUCUCUUUUCCUCUCAACGAGUCAGGGCGGAGAUAAACUUGUUAAGCUAAGUUAAACUUCUGUAGUUUUUCCCGUGUGCUUAUAGGCAUUGUUCUUCUUCUUCACCACCUGUGGACCGACUACAACACUUGCGCAUAUUUGCUGUCCCCAUCAGGUAGGGAAGAAUCGCAACCUCGGUACUUUCGUUACAAACGGUACUAAUGUUACUGCAGAAAAACAAGUACCGUCACGUUUUAAGUAUGUUGGUACCGACUUGGUACCGAAGUAUCGGUUCUCGUGACAUCCCUAGUGGAUACAUGCAAUAAUUAUGGUUCCUUAAUUACAUCGCUAGCCUAUCGUUCUCUAGCUGCUUAAGGGUUUAUUUUGUCGAUUUGUAUUACUAAGGUGGUAAUUAAGUCCCACCAAUAGAGCAGGUUAAUAGCCAUACUACUUGCACAAAGAAGAACUUGGACAAUCUUGAUUUUAGUCGAUUUGAACUUGUAGACCAAGUUAGUUCUUGCUGUUUAACAAGACUCCCUUAGAGAGUACAUGUUACUUGUCAGAACUUAAAAAUAUUUCAAAUAAACGUCAUCCAGUGGAUAACAACGUUUUAAACAAAGUUACAACCAAAGCCGUAUUCCCAUCAUUUACAGUAGUAAAUGCCUUGACUGUUAAAUCUAUGUGUUAGUUUAAAAAAAUGUUAACAAAAUGAACAGCUGCUCAAGUUUUUAAUGCUGAGCCACUUUAAUGUUUUCAGUGGUGACAAUCGUACACACCAUAAAGGUGUAGGUAUUUAAAAUCCAGGCUACAAGUCAUAAUAGGAAGGUCACGUAUAUAUAGUAAUAGAGUUGGAGCGAGCAUACGGUUUGUUUUUAAACCAGUUUGGUUUAAAUGUAAGGGCCAGAUUCUUAGGGCCAGAAAUCCUGUUUAUGUUUAGGAAGCCUGACAAGCUUGUAUUGCAAAAGGAAGUACUGUUUGAGAUUGAAUCAUUUUAUGUUUUUAAGUUAAUGUAAUUGUCCUUUGUAUCAAAGUAUGAUUUGUGCCAAAAAACAUUCUGGAAGGUGUUUUUGGUGUGUGUCUGUGUGUGUGUGCAUGUGUGUGUGUGGUUAUCUGUAUUUACAGUCACACACAGUAGAUGGAGGAAGCGUGUAUGUGUAACAUAAACCUUUUUAAAAUGUGUUUGUGAUUGCAGCUUAUGUGGCUUGAAUUGUUUUCUUGUCUGAAACUUGAGUGAGAGAGCAAGUCUGGAUUCCCUAAUAUCUUCUCUGCAGGUUUUUGGCUUCUUGUAGGUUCUUGUUCGUAUACAAUGCCGUUCAAGCCUGUGGUGAAAAAGGGACGCAUCACUGUAUAUAUUCGAACAGUUUCUUUUUUUCUUUUCUUUUUUUCUUAAGUUGUGCAGUAUUUUGUAACCUGAACAUUGUAUUUUUCUACAGUGCAUUGUGAUAGAACAGGCCAUAGAAAGGGAAUCUCUACAAAUGGACUUUGAUGAAGUGAAACACUCGUUCUGUGGAGUAUAACAUCCACGUUUCUGCCCAUGUACGACUUUACUUAGUCUUUUUGUGUUGUCUGUGGUCAUAGUCUCUGUACUUCAGUUAUGUUACUCUAAGUGUUAUGAUACAUUUUAGUGAAAUAUGAGAAGAGCGAUAAGUGUGUGUUAGGUUUUUAGGUUUUUGUGUUUUUUGUUUUGUUUUUGUUUUUUCUGUCCCCUAAACCAAUUUUAACAUGACAUGCAAUGCUUUUCUGGUUCAUUGGGACCCGGACAAUAAAUGGGAUCCAGCACUGUUAAAAAUGUUGUUUAUCAAAAUUUCACAUUAUCACCAAUUAUUUGGUGUGGGAGAGAGUUUAACUUUUAAAAUGUUGAUCAAGGUGAGGCAGGAGCACAUGGAAUUGACCUAAAAAGAAUUGAUGAUGAUGAUGAUGGUGAUAAGGCACUGAACCAGAGACCGGUAGGAUUUACUGAUAUACAGAUACAUCAGUGAGAGAGAAACUGUGUGUGUGCGGGAGAGAGAGAAAGUACAGUAUGUAUGUGUAAUAUCUAUGUGCAGUGGAAUAUGUAGCAGAGUGAUAAAACAAUCUACAUAGAAACAUCUCGGAUCAUGAAAUCCAAAGUCCCCCAUCAUUUUGUUUUAAAGAAGAAGAACCUAUGUCUCACAGUCGCUGGGAUGGACAUGCUCGACCAAAACCUGUACUAGCCUUGGACAAAUAAUACAAGAAAGGCACUGAUUGUAGCACAUGUGGAUGCCCAGUAGUGGAAAGUAGCCCUUUAAAUUACAUUUGUGCCUCUGAGUAAUUGAAAUUAAAAUGCUGAAAUUUAUCUAGUG
Molecule: messenger RNA, 8495 nt
Organism: Ictalurus furcatus (blue catfish)
Lineage: Eukaryota; Metazoa; Chordata; Actinopteri; Siluriformes; Ictaluridae
Gene: slc12a7b
Product: solute carrier family 12 member 7b
Exons: 29
Coding region: 1042-4332 (1096 amino acids)
Biological process (GO): potassium ion homeostasis; chloride transmembrane transport; chemical synaptic transmission
Cellular component (GO): membrane
Molecular function (GO): potassium:chloride symporter activity
Source: RefSeq, a predicted model, not a curated record